Esox lucius (northern pike) is the source of this 2618-nucleotide messenger RNA. It is a transcript of the gene apeh1, whose product is annotated as acylaminoacyl-peptide hydrolase. Gene Ontology annotation, biological process: proteolysis. Gene Ontology annotation, molecular function: serine-type endopeptidase activity. Bases 100 to 2292 code for a protein of 730 amino acids. The record is from RefSeq and is a predicted model, not a curated record. The transcript is spliced from 23 exons. NCBI's taxonomy places the organism in Eukaryota, Metazoa, Chordata, Actinopteri, Esociformes, Esocidae.
CGUCGCUGACAAGACGCUGGUCUUUAUGGGCGUACUCAAAACAAAGCAAAAAACGGACGGCAGACAGGUAGAAUUGUCGUCACGGAAGUAAGAGCAGCGAUGGAGUCCCAGGUAAUGACGAAUCCAGAAGACAUCUCCAAGCUCUACCGAGAGCUGAGCCUGUUUCCCUCACUGACCCGAGCUGAUGUAGGACCAGUGAUAACAUCGCAGUAUGGCGGGAAAUACAGCAACAUCUACACAGAAUGGAGUCAGCGGGAUCUAGAGAGGAAUGAGAACGUCAAGUACUGUCGGCAGUACAUCGUGUUUCACGACGACAAAUCUGUGGUCUACUCGGGACCCUCAGGAAACUGUACAGAGAUCAAGGGAGAGUUGCUGAGUAAAGAUUCUCCGUCAGGAGACAUGAAGGCAGUCGUGAGAGAGAGCAACAUCAAAGGGGAGGACAAACAGUUUCUGGAGAUCUGGAGUAAGAACAUGAAAGUGAAGAGCAUUAACUUGACAUCCCUGAAGAAGCAUGGGAAAGUCUAUGAAGAUGACCAGUUUGGCUGUCUGGUGUGGUCACACUCUGAAACCCACCUCUUGUAUGUGGCUGAGAGGAAGAGGCCCAAGGCAGAGUCUUUCUUCCAGUCAGAGUCUCCUGAGUCAUGUUCUCUUGGUGAAGAAGAGGAGGGUAUGAAAACAGAGAAGAAGGAAGAGAUCACACGGGGGGAGCAGUUCCUUUUCUAUGAGGACUGGGGGGAGUCCCUGGUCAGUAAGAGUUCUCCUGUACUGUGCGUUUUGGACAUUGAGGGCAGCAAUGUUUCUGUGCUUGAGGGAGUCCCGGACAACAUCUCGCCAGGCCAGGCUUUUUGGGCUCCCUGUGAUACCGGUGUGGUGUUUGUGGGCUGGUGGCAUGAGCCAUUCAGACUGGGCCUUAAGUACUGCUUCAACCGCAGGUCGUCUUUAUUCUAUGUGGAUCUGACCGGUGGACAGUGUGAACAGCUUUCUUCAGGUUCCAGCGCUGUGUGUUCCCCCAGACUAAGCCCAGACCGGUGCCGAAUAAUUUAUCUAGAGUGCACUGUCUUUGGGCCUCACCAAAACUGUAGCCGGCUCUGCAUGUACGACUGGUACACCAAGAAGACCUCAGUGGUGAUGGAUAUGGUUAAGAGACCCAGAGAUGAUGGCUUCACUGGCAUCUACAGCUCAUCACUGUCCCCUUUGUGCUGGUCAGCCGACAGCCAGCGCGUCCUGGUCUCUUGUCCCCAGCGCAGCCGCAAGGAUCUGCUGUUGGUGGACACAACCACCGGAACGGUUUCCUCUCUGACAUCAAAAUGUGCAGUGGGCAGCUGGACCUUGCUGACUAUAGAGCGAGACCUGAUGGUGGUCAGCUGUUCUUCACCUGACUGUCCCCCCAGCCUGAGGGUGGGCUUCCUGCCUGCAGAUGAUUCAGCGGAGGUUGGCUGGGUCACGCUAGAGGAGUCUCAGACCCAGCCUAACAUCGAUUGGCAGAUCCUCAGCUUCACCCCACCCCCAGAGCAGGAUAACGGUCAAUACCCUGGUCUGGACUUUGACGCCCUCCUGCUGAAACCAAAGGAGGUGAAGGAGGGAGAGAAGCUGCCACUCCUAGUCACCCCACAUGGUGGUCCCCACUCUGUGUUCGUAGCUGAAUGGCUGCUUUCUUGCUCCGUGUUGUGCAGGAUGGGCUUUGCUGUCCUGUUGGUGAACUACCGCGGCUCCUUAGGCUAUGGCCAGGACAGCAUCCUGUCUUUACCUGGGAACGUGGGCUCUCAGGACGUCAAGGAUGUUCAGUUUGCCGUGGAGAGUGUUCUGAAGAGUGGGGGAUUUGACCAGCAGAAGGUAGCAGUUUCUGGGGGUUCCCAUGGUGGAUUCCUGGCCUGCCAUCUGAUAGGCCAGUACCCAGAGUUCUACAAGGCCUGCGUGGCUCGGAACCCCGUCAUUAACCUGGCCUCCAUGAUUGGCAGCACCGACAUCCCAGACUGGUGUAUGGUCGUGGCUGGCUAUAACUACAGUGCAGAUUGCUUGCCUGACCCUGCUGUUUGGGAGCAGAUGUUAAACAAGUCUCCAAUCAAAUAUGUCAAACAGGUGAAGACUCCUGUGUUGCUGACUCUGGGAGAAGAUGAUAAGCGUGUUCCCCCUAAGCAGGGUAUUGAGUACUACAGAGCCUUGAAGGCACUACAAGUCCCUGUCCGGUUGCUUUGGUACCCAGGGAACAACCACUCUUUGUCCAAGGUGGAUGCAGAGUCAGAUGGCUUCAUGAACAUAGCUCUCUGGGUGAUCCAGCACCUCUCUCUGUGACUUUUCUGUUAGCAAUAGCAUGCUAACACUACAGGCUACAGGCAUUGGCAUGCUACCAGGAUGUUCAUUCUGUGUAAAAAAAAGUGCUAACUAAGGUUGCACUCAAAUCAAAAGGCACUUUUAAGUGGAUAUGGGAAAUCUUUCAUCUGCAAUAAUUUUAUAGCUUUGUAAUUACAGUGCAGAAACAAAAUCAUAAGCAGUUUAUCUGUCAGAUAUAGAUACUGUUGAAAAAAAAGCCUGAUGUUGCCUGAUGUUAUGUUGCUACUAUAAUGCCAUUUUUUGUUUGAAACUUUUCAUCAUUAAAAUGCUACCACCUACACUUUAAA